This is a messenger RNA of Cladocopium goreaui, 732 nucleotides long. NCBI's taxonomy places the organism in Eukaryota, Dinophyceae, Suessiales, Symbiodiniaceae. The record is from the annotation of a GenBank genome assembly.
AUGGCCUUCGAUAUCAACCGAUACAAAACCUUUGAUGAAGGGCAUCAUGAGAAGACCUAUGCUUACCUAACUGGUAUGAUCAAGGGAUACAUAGCACGAGGGAAGCAAGAACGACUGUUGAAAGAUAGAGAACGUGCAGUGAAACUGUCAUUGUCCUCUAACAAGACGACACCUGCCUUAGAAGAUGCAGACAAGCCUGCCGCUCCCGUCAAGACCAAGAAGGAGAAUGAAGCAGCUGCAUCGUCUACAGGUGAUCCUCCCAAACGUCCUAAGGCGAAAGCGAAGAGUGAAGCUGCAUCGGUACUUCCUACACCUUCUCCGAAAUCCCAUGCUGACAAGAACAACAAGAAAGGCAAAGGUGGGAAGGGAAGAUCAUCUUCACCCGUUGACAAGAAGAAGAUUUUCUGUAACUACUUCUUCAAUAAAGGAGGAUGCAACAAAGGUGACAAAUGUCUUUACAGUCAUUCUCAGAAGGUCUAUGAUGCCAAGAUGAAAGGUAAGAAAGGCAGAAGCGGAAGUCGAGAUUCAUCAAGAGGGAAAGGUAGAGGAAGUUCAUCUUCAGCUGGACCCAAAAAGAAGGAUAUCUUCGACAAAGACAAAGAUCCAGAAGAGAUGACUCUCCAGGAAUUGAUCGACGCCCAACCAGACCAUUGGAAGAAGGGCAAAGCUGGAGAUGACGGAAUGGCGGAAGACGAAUGUUCAGAACGACGAGCCAAAGUCCAAGGACGAUGA